CUGGAUUUCUGUGAGUCCUUCUUUGAGAUAGACACUAAGGCAUCAUCAUGAGUGACAGGCAGCCGACUGUUUUACCACGCAAAUCUAUUCUGAUUGACCAAGGUCCUCCAAAACGGUACCGCCUAAACACAGAAAGAAAACUGCUUGAUGAUAAUGGUAAAGUCAGAAAAUGGACUUAUGGGAUAAAAGACACCAGUAAACCAAACAAAACUGUUCUUCUGGUGGGAGAGACCGGUGUUGGCAAGACAGCUCUCAUUAACACUAUGGUCAACUACAUACUGGAUGUGAAGUUUGAGGAAGAAAUAUGGUAUGAAAUCACAGAAGAAGAAGCCAGAGACCAGUCAGAAUCACAAACCUCUGAAAUCACCAUGUAUGAGGUCUUUCCUAAAUGUGGCCCCAUCUCUCUCACCAUCAUUGACACUCCAGGCUACGGUGAUACGAGAGGACUGGACAAAGAUCUGGAAGUUGCUGAGAAUCUAUGCACACUGUUUCAAAGCAUCGAUGGAGUUCGUGAAGUUGACGCUGUAUGUUUUGUGAUUCAAGCAUCUAAGAAUCGUCUCUCAGACAGACAGCAUUAUAUUAUCAGUUCAAUUCUGUCUUUGUUUGGGAAAGACGUUGUGAACAACAUCGUGUUUUUAUUCACACAUUCUGAUGGUCUGCCACCUAAAAAUGUUCUUGGUGCGAUUAACAGAGCCAAAAUCCCCUGCAGGCGAGACCACGAAAAACAACCUGUUUAUUUCUUAUUCAACAACCGGCAGGCCGAAGCCCGUCACACGGAGAAGCGCUACAUUCAGGCUCAAAAAGGUGCGUGGGAUGACAGCAUGGAUGGCAUGAAGCAAUUUCUUCUGUCUCUAAAUAAAAUGAACCGAAGACAUUUAGAGCUGACUUCAGAUGUCCUGGCGAAGCGCGUUCAAUUUGAAGCAUUCAUCUGCAAUAUACAGCUGCAACUUCAAGAGAAGGAACAGAAAAAAUCUGAAAAACUUCAGAUUCAAGAGGUAUUAAGAAAAAACAAGGAAAAGAUUGAGCAGUCAAAAAGGUUUACUCUUGAAGUAAAAACAAGUGUGAAAGUGAAGGUGCCCAUUGAAAGCAAGUCAUGGAAGAGUAGAAAGGCGACAAUCUGCACCGUUUGUGAGGAAAACUGCCACGAGUUUGACUGCUGGUGGGCUUCUAGUCCCAGAAGAUGUCAAAUCAUGGAAAAGGAUCACUGUACCGUCUGCACAGGGAAGUGUCAUCACAGCAAACAUGUCAAAGAAGACAAGAAAUACAUCCUAAGCACCUCAAGCAUGACAAUGGAGUUUGAUGACUUCAGAAAGAGAUUUGAAAAAGCUCAAGAACAAACCAAGAGAUAUUUGGUUAUAAUGGAUCAUCUUGACAAAGAUCUAAAGGCAAUUGAAGACCAAAAAGAAGUCUUUCUGUUCAAUGCUUAUACAACCAUCAAGCGUCUCUCUCAGAUCGCAUUAAAGCCAGACUCUGCAUUUACUCUUCAGCAUCUGGACUUCUUCAUCCCCAGACUGAAGGAGGCUGGGAAAGAAGACUGGGUCCAAGAGCUGGAGGAAAUGAGGAGAACCGCUGAAGCUGAGGAAGCCAAUAAAGAUGCUCUGAGUUAUCUGAAAGCUGGUUUGGCAAAAAUGUUCUUCAGUGGGCAUAAAUAAAUGCAGACAUGACAGCAGCUGAAUCAGUGGAAAUGAAAAAGAAUGCUUUUAGAGGAACAGAUUACUUCUUUUCCUAACGGUUCAAAACUCUCAGGAUCUGUCAAAUAUGAAUGUCUUUUCUGUGCUUAACCAUUUGCUUAUAUUAUUCAUUUCAGGUGAUCUGCUUCUUUAAAACUGUUGUAACAUAAAGCUAAAAUCCUUAACUAAACUUUCAUAAACUUAAUAUAAUCUCAUUUGAUUUGUUUCUGUUUGAAGACAUGUAACACAUGAUAUUUACAACAGUUCACAAAUUGUUUUUGCUCAAUUUCAAAUAAAUUUCUUGUGCAAACAGA
Messenger RNA from Triplophysa dalaica, 1984 nucleotides. RefSeq lists its product as uncharacterized. The record is from RefSeq and is a predicted model, not a curated record. NCBI's taxonomy places the organism in Eukaryota, Metazoa, Chordata, Actinopteri, Cypriniformes, Nemacheilidae. The transcript is spliced from 2 exons. The coding region runs from base 48 to 1652 and encodes 534 amino acids. Gene Ontology annotation, molecular function: GTP binding.